CUCGUUUUCAGUUACCGGUACCAUGUGAUAUUUCCCCCAUAUUAAGAUUUUGGAAAUAUGGCUUCUGAACAGGAAGAUCUAAAUGAGAUGAAUGUGGAAGGAGGUGAAGAAGAGGGUGCUACUUCCCCAGAACUUGGUGAAGAUUUGUCGUCUGAUGCAUUAAUAAAACAUCCAUUACAGAACAGAUGGGCCUUGUGGUUCUAUAAAAAUGACAAAACCAAAAAUUGGGCAGAUAAUUUACGCAAAGUUAUAGCAUUUGACACAGUAGAAGAUUUCUGGGCAUUAUAUAACCACAUACAGAAAGCCAGUAAACUGAUGUCAGGCUGUGACUAUGCAUUAUUUAAGGAUGGUAUAGAGCCCAUGUGGGAAGACGCACAGAAUAAACGAGGUGGACGAUGGAUGAUAAAUUUAAAUAAACAACAAAGACAUUCAGAUUUAGACAGAUUCUGGUUAGAAAUGUUAUUAUGUUUAGUGGGUGAGGCGUUUGAUGAUUUUAGUGAUGAUAUUUGUGGUGCUGUAGUUAAUAUAAGGAACAAGGGCGAUAAGUUAGGAUUAUGGACGAAAGAUUCAACCCGUGGUGAAGCUAAUGUAGAAAUAGGAAAAAAAUUAAAAGAAAGAUUAAAUAUACCAACCAAAAUAUCUAUAGGUUUCCAGGUUCACGAUGAUACAAUCUCAAAAUCAGGCUCUACAACAAAGAAUCGUUAUCAGGUCUAACAGAGAGGGCAGCACCAGUCUUUACCGUACUGGUGUCAAACAUCUCGUGUGUGAAUGAUAAACUUUGAACUAACUGUUUUUUGUGUGGAUGCCAGAAGGAAAUGUUCAAAUAUGUUUUUUUCUCGAGAUAGUUGACUUGUUGUUACCUCUUGUUACAAGCUUUUUGGUUGGACAAGCUCAGGGUUGGAGUGAACAUUUUCAUCAAAUAUUCUUUCGACAUAAAUUCCUUCAUUGAUAUUGAAACAAGUUAGUAAGGUAUUUGUAAAUGGCCGCCGUCACUUCUGUAAAGAAUUUGUAGUUGCAGAUCAUUGAUUAAAAUGUUAAUCGGUUAUGUAAAAACUAAGACGUGGGUCAUUAAAUACAAAUUUUUUUAAACAAUAUUUUUUUUUUUUUUUAAAUCUUAUCAUGAAUUGACUUUCAAAUUUGAGAAACUAUAUUAGGUUGAGUAAAAAUAAAAUGAAAGAUUUAUGACACCAGCAAUGGAUGAUAUUUCCUUUCUGUUGGUCAUUCAGUUAACAUCUGAAAUACAUAUGUAAGAAAAGCGGAUUUAGACCGCUGAUGACAGAAAAAUAAUUUGUCAUACCUUGUUUAGAGAAAAAAGCAAGCAUCUGAAAUUUUGAAUUUUAUGAAUAACAGGUUUUAGACAAUAGUACGUUGUCGACCUUCGUCUCAUUUUUAAUUUUGAGUGGUUUUCAGUUCAAGAAAUUUUUGUUGAAAGAAUGUUUGAUUAAAUGUUAGUCCUGCCUUGUGUUAAUAUAUUUGUGUCUGGACGAAUGUGUCUGAAGUUUCCUUCAUCCAGUGCAUUACAGUGACUUGAUGCUAGAUCUAAGAAUAGCAAUACUUAAAUAAUGAUUGCUAAUUAUAUUUAUAAAAAAUGAUUUUAAAGGCAGAAUACGUACCUGCAUGAUCCUGAAAGAAGCCUUAUUGAGAUAUAGUAAAAUAUUGACGAUCGAAAGUUGUACAGAUUGUCUCAAGAUACGAAACUUUCUGUAAAUAUCUACGCAGCCGUUAUUAAUGAUUAAAUGGUUGCCGUCGACUACCAUGUACAUUUGUAUGAUUGUAAAGUUUUUAGUGCUUAAAUUAUCGUAAUUUGUACCUUUAAUAUUAAAAGAAAUUUAACAUUUGUUCAUCUUCCCUCCGUUCACUGUAUGUCGUUCACAAUCCUUUUUGUUCCGCGAAGUGUUGAUUUUAUUGCAUCUGGUGUGUUAAUUCAAAAUGAAUAUCUUUUGUUUCUUGAAAUGCCAGAAAACUUUGCUGACUGAAAUUAUGACUCUCUCUCUCUCUCUUUCCCUCUAUCUCUUUCUCUCUCUCAAUAAUAAUAAGUAUGGACUAAAUUUAAAGUAGUUUAAGCCCCAAAGCUAUUGGGGGAAGCAUUUUUGCUGAUCAAAUUACUGUCUGAUAAAAAAAAAACCAGUGGGUCACUUUGAGAUGUAAAGAUUGCAAGACAAUAAGUGAAUGUUUUCUGUAUUUCACAUUUUUAACGCACAAAUUAGUGUUUUCUUACUAUCACUUUAAUAUUUCAAUUCCUGGUUUUACGUGACAAGGAGUAGAGUCACCUGUCUAACCCUGUGGGUUUUCUCUGUGUCCUCUGAUUCCUGCUCACUGCUAAAGACCCCUACUCGCAAGCGAAUUUUUGAAAUAAAAUUGAAACAUAUGUUAGUCCCAUAAUGACCUAGUUUGUGUUGAGUGGAUGUUAAACCCAAUGUCUCUUCGCUCUCUCUCUCUCUCUCUCUCUCUCUCUCAUAUGGAUUAUGUAAGAAUUAGAUAACAUUUAAAGCCAGAAAAAAGACGUGCAUAAUGCAUCUUUAAUUUCUCGAAAUAACACACCAGCUGAACCAAAUUCAUUUUAUCCGGAAUCGAGAGAUUCUAUUCCUUAAUCGGUGACCAUAAAACUCGGCUUUAGAUUUGUCGCUAAAAGUUAUUUCAUACCCUACAAAAAAUGUUGUCAAAUUAUAUAUUUUUAUCCGAUGAAGUUAGUUAGUUCCUAGACCCAAAGACCUGUUAAAUUGUUGUUUGACUUGACGUUGAUUUUGUGAAAAUAAUCGUUUUGUUUCUCCAUGAAUUAAAAUUCAUGUUUCAAGUUAAGUUUGGAUUAGUUAAAAACUAAAAAAAAAUCUAAAAAGUAAUUGUAAGCCAUAUUGUUUAUUUGUUUCGGAAUGUUAUAUUUAUUAGGAUUAUUUAUGGUUGGUGUAAAAUGGCUUCAAUGUUGUUUAGUUACCUCCCCUGACUCUGGAAGCCACCAUUUUGGCUCGGAGUAAAGCACUUUUACCCAUGAUCUUUUAGGGGCAUUUAGUAACUGGAUAGAGCAAUAAACUAUAACACAUACUUAUGGAAGAACAAUGACUGAUUUAAUUAGGCAACACUUCGAGGAGUAUUCUCUCACCGUUUUCAAGAAGUACAGUAACAAAUGUGUAGGGCAAUUAUGUUGUUUGAUCAUGUUUUUUCAUACCUUUGAUCUUGUUGUUGUCAUGCAUGGUUUCUCAUAUGUAAUUGCCCUAAACAUUUCUUACUGAUUUACCUGCUUGAAAACGUUGAGAGAAUACUCUUCGAAACGUCGUCCAAAUAAAUCAGGAAUUGUUCUUCCAUAAGUAUGUGUUAUAGUUUGUUUUUACCCACUAACCAGGAGAUCAUGUGUUCUAUCCCAGUGAUGGUAGUCUGGAUUUUCCAGAUUUGUUUCCUUAUCAGUAUUGCAUGGUUGAGUGGUCAAAUGUGUGUUCUUAAAGCAGUGGAGGGGGGUUGGAUGGCCGAAUGGUUAGCACGUGCGUGCUGUAUCAUACAGUCCGUCAUCGAGUCAACUGGCGAGGUUUCGAUUCCCCAGUUGUACGUUACAAGGAGUAGGGUCGCCUGUCUAACCUCGUGGGUCCUCCUGUUUCCUUCCACUGCUAAAGACCCCUACGCGCAAGCGAAUUAUUAAAAUAAAAUUGAACCAUGUCUUAAUCCCGAAAUGACCUAGUUUGUGUCGAGUGGACGUUAAACCCCAUUUCUCUCUCGUUCUCUUAAAACAGUGGGCCGAUCAGCAAGGAAUAGCAGCAGAAUGAGUGUCAAUUCACCAGUCGAUUGCAUCACCUUUCACGUCACAUGGCAGUGACUAUGUCUUUAAACAUUCACGUGACUUCUCGAUAUGAGUGUUGAUUGGCUAAUGAAUUCUACAAUCGGGUGAAUGCUUCAGCGAAGCGGCCACACGCAGCUAGUGUGUCCUUCGCUUUAGAGUCUGUCAGUCAUAUGGUGUGCUUUUCAGUAAGGUCACUUUUUCGACCUUGUGUGCUUUCUCUGGGUCCACUGCUAAAAACACCUAUGCACAAGUGCUUUACUGAAAUGAAAUUGAUCUCAGUUUUAGUCCGGAAAUGGCCAUUAUGUCGAGUGGACAUUAAACCAGAUUUCUCAUUUUUUUCCUGUUAUUGCGAGACGAAGGGCCUGACAGGAACAUGUUUUGUUGUUGAACCAGGGUCUUAAUCAGAGAUCUAGUGUACAAAGUAGUAGCACCACUGCCUGGUCAAAGUUUUCCUCAUAGCACACUGCAUGGGCCUGACCGGAACAUGUUUUGUUGUUGGACCAGUGUCUUAAUCAGUGAUCUAGUGUACAAUGCAGUAGCGCCACUGCCUGGUCAACAUUUUCCUCAUAGCACACUGCACUGCUAUGCCCUGCAUGGCGUAUGCCCUAUCUUCAUGACUCUUGGGGAUUUGCCCAGUUAGUGCCGAAUAGUAAGACAUUAAGUAGCACUUCGUUAUUUCAUUUCCUAACUCUGGAAUAAUAUUGAUCCACAGUUUACAAGAUGGCCGCGGAACUCAAAAAGCAUUUUACACCAACUGAGUUUAUUUAUCACUUUCAGUAAAUAUUAAAAUGUAAUAAAUUUGUCUGAUUAAAAUUA
This is a messenger RNA of Patella vulgata (common limpet), 4582 nucleotides long. RefSeq names its product eukaryotic translation initiation factor 4E. Gene Ontology annotation, biological process: translational initiation. Bases 58 to 714 code for a protein of 218 amino acids. Gene Ontology annotation, molecular function: translation initiation factor activity; RNA 7-methylguanosine cap binding. Gene Ontology annotation, cellular component: cytoplasm; eukaryotic translation initiation factor 4F complex. NCBI's taxonomy places the organism in Eukaryota, Metazoa, Mollusca, Gastropoda, Patellidae. The transcript has 7 exons. The record is from RefSeq and is a predicted model, not a curated record.